UAAUAAUUGACAAUAAUUGACAUUUUAAAUAUUGGAUUUUGACGUUACAGUGAUAUUUGGAUGCAGCAUUAUUUACUUUUUCUAUAUUUUCUUUAAAUUACGUAAUAAAGCAUUAAAUUUUUAGAGUAUCUUGAGAAAGAGUAAUGUUUGAGGUGUUCUUCUAUAGAAAUUAAUAUGGUGCAGUUAGUUCAAUACUCUGAUUCGAAAAUAUCUGUAUGGCAAUCUGCGUUUGCCGGUGGUUUGGCUGGAGCCUUCACACGUGCAGUGGCGCAGCCCCUGGACGUCUUAAAAAUAAGGUUUCAACUUCAAAUAGAACCUAUCAGCUCAAAGAAAGGGUCAAAAUACAGCUCAAUGAUGCAGGCAAUUGUCGCAAUUGUCAAAGAUGAAGGAUUUUGCACGCUUUGGAGCGGUCAUGUGCCCGCUCAGCUUUUAUCAAUAUCAUACGGUAUCCUGCAAUUUUCUACUUUUGAAAAAUUAACACAACUUUGUCAGAAAUCUGAUCAUGACUUUUACAUUGCACACAGUCACUGGAUAAAUUUUAAUAAUGGCGCCAUCGCAGCCACCAUAGCCACAAUAGCGUCAUUCCCUUUCGAUACAGUCCGCACAAGGUUAAUAGCUGAAGAGAAAACUCGGAAAGCAUACAAGGGAUUUAUACAUGCAUUUUCUACUAUGGCCAAAAGAGAAGGCCCAUCUGCAUUGUUCAAAGGUCUGGUUCCAACAUUGGGGCAGAUUGCACCACAUGCAGGAAUACAAUUUGCUGUAUAUAAACUGUUCACAGACAACUUAUUAAGGCAAAUAGAAUACUUCCAAAGAGACACAAUAGGUACAUCCGAAUGUUCAUUAAUGGCAAAUUUGAUAGCUGGUUCAAUAGCUGGGGUUGUCGCUAAAACAAUGAUAUAUCCGUUUGACUUGGUAAAGAAGAGGUUACAGAUACAAGGCUUCCAACAGCACAGACAGAACUUUGGCAAGCAAAUGUAUUGCAAUGGCUUAUUACAUUGUAUCAAGUUGACAAUAACAGAGGAAGGAUUUCUGGCACUCUAUAAAGGGUACGGGCCAAGUAUGUUGAAAGCAGUUUUAGUCUCAGCAUUACAUUUUGCGGUGUAUGAUGAAAUUAAACAUUUAAUGUUGAAGAUGCAGCGUUGAAUAUCAAAUGACCUUGCGGUGGGAAUGAUCUGAAUGCAAUUUAAUAUUGCAUGUAUUGAUAAUUUAUAACAUCUAAACUUCCUAACUAAUGUUGCUCAUUUUAUGUUUUAAGUCUAAGUUUUGUUACAAUGAAGAUGUAGUUUAGGGAAAAGGAUCAAAUCCACAACAGAAUAUUUCUGAUCAGCCAAUGGUUAUGUUUAGAUAUAUUUUUGGUCUAAUAACCAAUUGAUUAAAAGAGCUAGGAUUCUAUAAAUUUUAUAAGGCAGGAACUAUGUCGACUGAUGUCUAUGUAAGAAUAAUAAAUGUACUAUUGGUAAUCAUUGUAAGACUUAAGUCAAAUUUAAAUUGAGACUGUGGAAUGACUUUUAGCUAAACUAUAUCUAAAUUGUUGUAAUGCCAAAAAGUUCUGUUUGUUUGUAAGUAUGAUGAAUGAUCUUAGUCCAAUGGUUUGUAGCACUAUGUUGAAUUUGCAGGAUAUCUGAGUAUUAUCUGUACGCCAUUAGCAAUUUUUAUGCUUUGAAGGUACUUUUAUUGAAGAUACCUUCAUAAUUAUAUCACAUUAUUUAGUGGAAUAUUUAACCUUAUGCAUUUACAAAUAAUUGUUAUUUUCGUGGGGCUGUAUUUGUAUAGAAUAGUUCACAAAUUUUUGUUGUUUUUUUUGCAAUACUGUAAUAGCAAAUUGAAUAUGAUGGGAAGUAGCACAUCAUUGAGACUGUUUACUGAUGAUUACGAAAAGCAUUGUUAUCAAAAAAUUUCUGUGAUAUUAGAUAACACUGUUAGUUCUUAAGAUUAACAUGCUUAAAUGUGUUCUUGUAUAUCAUUAUUUUAUUGUUUAUUAAAAUUUAUUCUUAUA
Manduca sexta (tobacco hornworm) is the source of this 1996-nucleotide messenger RNA. RefSeq names its product mitochondrial thiamine pyrophosphate carrier-like. Gene Ontology annotation, biological process: thiamine pyrophosphate transmembrane transport. Gene Ontology annotation, molecular function: thiamine transmembrane transporter activity. NCBI's taxonomy places the organism in Eukaryota, Metazoa, Arthropoda, Insecta, Lepidoptera, Sphingidae. Bases 175 to 1143 code for a protein of 322 amino acids. The record is from RefSeq and is a predicted model, not a curated record. Gene Ontology annotation, cellular component: mitochondrial inner membrane. The transcript has a single exon.